CAAUGUUGCAAUGGGAGCCGCACAGGCUUCCACCGGGAACGAACCAAUUGGACCCGAAGGGGGGAGGGAGCAGGGGCAAUCUCCGAGAUGCCGGUGAGAGGAGGCGAUCGCUUGCUGAGUUCUGGCCCAGUGCUCUCAUCUUGGUUUGGGGCCCCAGGCAUGGAAGAGCUGAUAUGGGAACAGUUCACAGUGACCUUGCAAAAGGACUCAAAGCGAGGGUUUGGGAUUGCAGUUUCUGGUGGCAGAGAUAACCCUCAUUUUGAAAAUGGAGAAACAUCCAUAGUCGUCUCAGAUGUUCUUGCUGGUGGCCCAGCAGAUGGAUUACUUCAUGAGAAUGACAGAGUGGUUAUGGUUAAUGGUACGCCUAUGGAAAAUGUGCCCCAUUCAUUCGCUGUGCAGCAAUUGAGGAAAAGUGGGAAACUGGCUGUCAUUGUAGUAAAAAGACCAUGUAAAGUACAGGUUCCAGCUGUUAGAAGAAGCCCUUCUCUUGACUAUGAUUAUAGAGGCUUUGAAGUCAUGGAUAAUCGGCCAGAGUUUGAUGGCAGAAGCACUCGAAGUGGCUACAGUGAAAGGAGUUGGCGUAGUGGAAAUGGAGGCCGUAGCCAGAGCUGGGGAGACAGCCUUGAUACGGGCUAUAGAUUUGCCCAGGAUAGGGGGCGCAACCAAAGCAGAGAGCGUAGUUACAGCCGGGAUCGAAGUCGGGGCCGGAGCAUGGAUAGAGAGAGGAGCUUGGAUCGCGAGCUCCAGAGACCCCGGAGCAGAGGCAGGAGUGUUGAUAGAGAUGAUGCCUAUGACCGUGGCUAUGGUGGUAGGAGGACUCCACCAAGAGAUUAUGACUGGAGAUCACGUCCCGACCCCCCCUAUGAGAGGGAAGCAAAGAGCGGAAGCAGAGGCCGGCUUAACUCCCGCAGCCCUUCACUUGAAUUGCCACGUCAAUAUGAGUAUGGACCACAGCAGGACGCAAAUGGGCCAGUUAAUGUUCUCCUCACAAAAAACAGAUCAAAUGAAGAAUAUGGCCUUCGGCUUGGAAGUCAGAUUUUCAUCAAAGAAAUGACCAGUACUGGACUGGCAACAAAGGACGGUAAUUUGCACGAAGGGGACAUCAUUCUAAAAAUCAAUGGUACAGUGACAGAGAAUAUGUCCUUAUCUGAUGCCAGAAAACUGAUUGAGAAAUCAAGAGGAAAACUCCAACUAGUUGUUUUGAGGGACAAAAAACAAACCUUGAUCAACAUUCCUUCCAUGCAUGAUAGUGAUUCAGAAAUAGAAGAUAUUUCAGAAAUAGAAUCAAACCGGUCUUGCUCCCCUCAGGAUGACAGAAGACUGCAUCAUUCUGACUUAGAUUCUCAUUCUUCCAAUGAAAAGCUAAAGGAGAAACGAAGUGCAAAAGAAGAUUCAAGCAGUAGACUGUCCAAAAUGGGAGCGACGCCCACCCCUUUUAGAUCAACUGGUGACCUCACUGCUGCUUUAAAGCCAGAAGCAAACAGUGAACCGAAGUACCAAGAUGACCCUCCAGUUGCUCAACCAAAAGCAGUCCCAAGAACAUUUCUUCAGCCGAGUCCUGAAGACCUAGCAAUAUAUGGCCCUGGUACAAAGAUGGUGAAGUUCAAGAAAGGAGACAGUGUGGGUAUCCGACUGGCUGGUGGAAAUGAUGUAGGAAUAUUCGUUGCUGGAAUUCAAGAAGGCACCUCAGCAGAACAGGAAGGUCUACAAGAGGGAGAUCAGAUCCUUAAGGUCAACAGUCAAGACUUCAGAGGUAUCGUUCGAGAAGAUGCAGUUCUGUACCUAUUGGAAAUUCCCAAAGGUGACGUCGUAACAAUUCUGGCACAGAGCAAAUAUGAUGUUUACAGAGACAUAAUGGCCUGUGGCAGAGGGGACUCUUUCUUCAUAAGGACCCAUUUUGAAUGUGAGAAGGAAACGCCACAGAGCUUAGCAUUCACCAGAGGGGAGGUCUUCAGAGUGGUUGAUACAUUGUAUGACGGAAAAUUGGGGAACUGGCUGGCUGUAAGAAUCGAGAGUGAAUUGGAAAAGGGCCUGAUUCCCAAUAAGAGCAGGGCUGAACAGAUGGCCAGUGUUCAGAAUUCUCAGAGAGAUGGCUCCAGCGAUCGGGCAGACUUCUGGCGGAUGCGUGGCCAACGGUCUGGAAUGAAGAAGAAUUUAAAGAAGAGCCGUGAAGAUUUGACAGCAAUUGCAUCUGUUAGCACUAAAUUUCCAGCCUAUGAGCGAGUUAUGCUCCGGGAGGCUGGUUUUAGGAGGCCUGUGGUGAUAUUUGGCCCUAUUGCAGACAUAGCAAUGGAGAAGUUGUGCCAUGAGUUGCCUGAGCUAUAUCAAUCUGCCAAAACAGAACCUAAAGAUGCAGGCUCGGAGAAGUCCACUGGUGUAGUCCGCUUGAACACUGUGAGGCAAAUCAUUGAGCAGGAUAAACAUGCUUUGCUAGAUGUGACUCCCAAGGCCGUGGAUCUGUUAAACUACACCCAGUGGUUCCCAAUUGUAGUAUUUUUCAACCCAGACAGCAGACAGGGUGUGAAAAUCAUGAGGCAAAGGCUAAUGCCCACAUCCAACAAGAGCUCACGGAAGCUUUUUGAUCAAGCAAAUAAGUUGAAAAAGACUUGUUUGCAUCUUUUUACAGAUACCAUUGACCUAAAUUCAGCCAAUGAUGGUUGGUAUGGCAGUCUCAAAGAUACUAUUCAGCAACAACAGGGUGAAGCAGUGUGGGUUUCCGAAGGAAAGCUGGAAGGAAUGGACGAUGACAUUGAAGAUCGUAUGUCAUACUUAACAGCUAUGGGUGCUGAUUAUCUGAGCUGUGACAGCCGAUUGAUCAGUGACAUGGAAGACACUGAUGGAGAAGGUGGGGCGUAUACCGAUAAUGAACUUGAUGAGCCUUCCUAUGAGCCAAAAGUCUCUUCCAUUAGUCGGUCUUCCGAACCUGUGCAGCAUGAGGAGAGUUUAAGGAAAUCCAGCCCUGAACCAAGAACUCAAAUGAGAAGAGCUGGUAGCAGGGAAGUUCUGAGAGAUCCCAGUCCACCUCCAGCAUUCAAGCCUGAACCCCCAAAGGGUAAAUCGCAAAACAAAGAAGAUCCGUAUGAUGUCCCUAAAAAUUAUGAACCCAGAACAAACAGUCCUAACGCUACUAGCACUGAAAUUUCUGGAGUACCAGUUAAAGUAGCUCCUCCCCCUAUAGCCAUCAAACCUACUUUUGGGCGUCCUAUAUUGAAAUCUCAGCCAGCCAUUCCACCAACCGAAGUGGAGGAGAAAUCAGAAGAAGUUGUAGUGGAACAAGGGAACACCCCAAAAUCGGUGCUGGGGAAAGUUAAAAUAUUUGAGAAAAUGGACCACAAGGCAAGGCUUCAAAGAAUGCAAGAACUUCAAGAAGCCCAAAACGCCAGGGUGGAAAUAGCUCAGAAACACCCAGACAUUUAUGCUGUCCCAAUCAAACCACAGAAGCCAGAGCAAAGCUGGUCCCAGACGGCCAGUUCCAGACCUCCAGAGCCUCAGAAACCAGCUGCUAGAUCUUACUUAGAUAAACAAGGAAGUUAUGGCAGCGAUGCAGAGGAGGAAGACUAUCGAAGGCUACUCUCUGACCAGUCUAAACGUGGAUACUAUGCGCCAACAUCUAGAUACAGGGAUACAGAAUUAUAGAUUUAUUGGCAGUCCUAGAGCCAUUGUUCUAAGACACAAUUGCACAGCCAAAAUAGAACCCUGGCUUCCUUCAAGAGCUAUAUGUAUAUUUGGGGUUACUAAUGAACUCAAGAUGUAUCUACACACUGGAAUGGCAGAACUUAGCAUCAUAUAAGUAUUGGAGAGAAUGAAUCACUGUUGCCUGAACGCUGUUGCCUGUUUUACAAAAGGACCAAAAAUCUAUUUUAAAAGUUUGUAUUAAUUUCUGACAUCUAUGUAUUUUUAACUUUUCUUCAUUAAAAUUGCCUUUUUAACUAUUCUUUUAACUUUUGUGACAUGAUGGAAGCUUGAUUAAAAAAAACACCAGCGCUUUAGUGCAAGAAAAACAAAAUAAGUGCCUUUUUAACAAAAAGUGUCUUCGAUUGUUCUCUGAUAUCUGAUGCUUGUGCAAAGCCAUAAUGUUUAUGUAGCCUAACUUUUGUAUGUUUUAUGGCUACCAUUUUACCCUUGGAUGUUAUUUUUCUACUUUAAAUAGAACUGUAUACAUUUUUUCAUAAGCAAUAACUGUAUAUAUGAAAAGUUUGUUUGUAGGCUGGCUGCCAUUAUUGAGAAAAUUAUGUAGAAAUUAAAUGAGAUUAUUUGUGUCUUAAACUUUUACAUGAGUCAUGACAUAAUAAAGGGAUAUAUUCUACAAA
This is a messenger RNA of Elgaria multicarinata webbii, 4310 nucleotides long. It is a transcript of the gene TJP2, whose product is annotated as tight junction protein 2. NCBI's taxonomy places the organism in Eukaryota, Metazoa, Chordata, Lepidosauria, Squamata, Anguidae. Gene Ontology annotation, molecular function: cell adhesion molecule binding. Gene Ontology annotation, biological process: cell-cell adhesion; establishment of endothelial intestinal barrier; protein localization to cell-cell junction. The record is from RefSeq and is a predicted model, not a curated record. The transcript is spliced from 24 exons. Gene Ontology annotation, cellular component: plasma membrane; bicellular tight junction. Bases 88 to 3636 code for a protein of 1182 amino acids.